Messenger RNA from Drosophila nasuta, 7181 nucleotides. RefSeq names its product RNA binding motif single stranded interacting protein alan shepard (gene shep). The transcript has 12 exons. Gene Ontology annotation, cellular component: ribonucleoprotein complex. The coding region runs from base 29 to 2332 and encodes 767 amino acids. The record is from RefSeq and is a predicted model, not a curated record. Gene Ontology annotation, molecular function: RNA binding. NCBI's taxonomy places the organism in Eukaryota, Metazoa, Arthropoda, Insecta, Diptera, Drosophilidae.
CAACAAACCUAAUUUAUAAUGAAAGCUUAUGUAUAUAAGUAUUAAAAUUGCGUCAAUCAAGAGAAAAAAAUCACCGCCGCCUUUAACGACAUUGACGCUAAUUAGUUCCAAUCAACGAGAGCAACAAAAGGAACAGCUUAAAGAACUUCAACAAGUUCAGCUCUCACAAAUAAAUCAACCGUUAAUAGAAGUUCAAGCAACAGAUACGCUACAAGAAGCUUCUACAGUAACGACAACGACAACAGCAACAGCGGCGGCGGCACCCGAGGAACCAAACUCUGCAGAAAUAUCUAGAAAUUCAACAGCCACUAAAACAACGAAAGAUAGUCCAUUAACACAUCUUAAGGCUUACGCCUCGGUCAGCGUCGAUAACAACUUGCCGGCCUUAGUAACGUCUACGCCACCAACAACGCAAUCAGCGAAUCCAAAAAUUUUUGCCAAGCCAACUACAACAAUAGCAGUGCUAAAGACAAGACCUACUAAAACUAAUUUCACCACGUCGUCGUCCACAUCGCCAUUGCACUCGUGCUCCAGUACUUCCUCUUCACUAAUUGCGCAGCCGCCACCAAGCAAAAUACUUAAAACGGAUCACCUGUGUGUAAGCACCGCUGCCACCGCUGCCACUCCAGCCCCUGGUCUGCCAACUAUCGCUGCCGCCUCUGCUGUUAGGCAUCCCUGUAUAUAUUGUGUGAUACCGGUGCCAGUGAACUCAUCUAGUGCUGGUAGCAUCGCGUCAGCCGUUACACUCAAAGGGGCCAUUCCACAGCAUUCACCGGCUAUGACUAGUCCAGCUGCUGCUGCUGCUGCUGGCGCGGCACUAGCAGCAGGUGCACCCUAUCGUGGGGCCACAAGUUGGACACCUCAAGGCUAUGCACCAGCAGCUGCCGCAGCUGCUGCUGCAGUUGCUCAACAAACCUAUCGUUAUACAACUCCAUUGCCUCAACCAGCAUAUGCAGCAUAUACGCCGCACACGGCUAAUACGCCUAGCACAACAACAGCAUACCAGUGGGUUAAUCCGCUCAACACUUUGGAGUACGGCCAACGUGUACCAACUGCAGCUUCACCCAGCAAUACCAACUCUAGCAGUUCAUCGAAUACGGGCUCCCAGAGCGGUACACUGAGCACCAGUCUAAGCAACACGACAAACACAAACACCACAAUGGGUCCUAACGGAACGGCACAGAAUCAAAAUCAACAGGGCGGCGAGCAACUGUCGAAGACAAACCUCUAUAUUAGAGGUCUCCAACAAGGGACAACGGAUAAGGAUUUAGUGAAUAUGUGUGCACAAUACGGAACAAUUAUAUCAACCAAGGCUAUUUUAGAUAAAACAACAAACAAAUGUAAAGGUUAUGGCUUCGUCGAUUUCGAGCAGCCAGCCUAUGCUGAGGGCGCCGUCAAGGGACUGCAGGCGAAGGGAGUGCAAGCUCAGAUGGCCAAAGUGGGUAUCUGGGUGCUUCAUAGGCCGGCCAUUCAACAGGAACAGGAUCCCACUAAUUUGUAUAUAGCAAAUUUGCCCCCUCACUUUAAGGAAACUGAUUUGGAGGCCAUGUUAGCGAAAUAUGGUCAAGUUGUUUCCACUAGAAUAUUGCGUGAUCAGCAAAUGAAUUCAAAGGGCGUUGGUUUUGCCCGUAUGGAAAGUCGUGAGAAAUGUGAACAAAUUAUUCAGAUGUUUAAUGGUAAUACAAUACCAGGUGCCAAAGAUCCGUUGUUAGUGAAAUUCGCCGAUGGCGGUCCCAAAAAGAAGAAUCUCUUUAAAACACCUGAUCCGAAUGCGCGCGCGUGGCGUGAUGUUUCUGCGGAGGGAAUACCCGUCGCUUACGAUCCAACAAUGCAACAAAAUGGUGUCAGUGUCAAUGUCGGUACACCUAUUGGAGUGCCAUACUCUCGUUUUGGGGCCCCUCAAGUCGGAGGCUAUCCAGUGGCUGGUUCGCAGUGGAUACCCGGCUAUAUGAUGACUCAGCCUAUCACUCAAGUUGAUGAUCAGUAUUCAACGUCUGCUUUGCAGUAUAUGCAAAUGGCUGCUGCUCCACAAUUGGGUGUUACGUCAUACAAACCGGAGGCUGUAAAUCAGGUGCAGCCACGCGGUAUAUCAAUGAUGGUCAGUGGCGAAACGGCUGUGCCAUAUGGAACAAUGAUGCCACAACUGGCAACUCUGCAGAUUGGAAACUCUAAUUUUUCUCCAUCGUUACAGUAUAUUAGUCCAACUUAUCCAUAUUAUGCACCACCAACUAUUAUACCAACAAUGCCAAUGACAGAUUCCGAACAGGCUAGCACAGCUGCAUCACCCGACGAGGCAUACACACAGUAUGCACAUCAAGCUGCUCCCAAAUAGGUCUUCGCGAGUAUAGUUACUAAGCAGCAUAAAUACUGGUAAUAAAUACUAGUUUUUUGUUUAAUUUUAGAUAUAAUAUUUAAGUACCAAGUUUGUGUACUAUGUAAUAAAAUCAUUGGAGCAACAUUAACAACUACAAUAAAUAACAACAAAUUUAAUAACAAGAAUGGCUGUGGGAGAAAGCAUAAACAACAACAGAAGCAGCAGACUUAAAAUUCAUUGGUAAACUUAAGAGAACAACAAAAGUCAAAAGAAAUGGUGCUGUUUAGUAAACACAAUGUUUACGAUUGAAGGAAGCAAGAGAGAGAACCAAGAGUUAUAUUUAAUGGAACCGAUAAAUAAUUAUGUUUGAGAGAAAGCGUUAAAAAGUAAUGGAAUGCAAAGACUAAAUUAAAAUAAUACAAGUAGUAAUAAUAAAAUGGCUUAACAACAGUAAUGAAAGGUAGUAAAUGAAAUCAGAACCAUAAAAAAUACCAAAAUUGUCGAUGAAAAAAAGAGAACACCAGAACAGGACUAACUACAUUAUUUAGCAAACCAAACAUUUGAAGCAGCAGUUUGCUAACAAAAAUUUAUAUGUUAAGACAUUUAUCUAAGGAAAUCCACAACAAAAAUACUUGCAUUCAAAUGAAACAGAGCAAGAUGAAAAAAAGGUCAAAGUUAUGCAAACAAACAAUUGUAAUUGUUAAAACAAACGAAUUAAAAAAAUUGCUUCUUUGACGGAAGAAAACUUGUGCAAUGUAUGGUAAAAUUAAUAAAAACGCAAGCUAAUAAAAAUUUGCAUAAUAUACAAAAAUAUAUAUUAUCCAAUAUUAAAUGAAGAAAGAGAGCAGUUAAUUUUUACAAAGCGGCGACAUCAUUGUUAUUAUUGUCAUCUGAAAAAAAUCUUAAGAAAAAGAAAAAACUGUUAUAAAAAAAUAUUUUUUUUUGUUUGUAUUUUUAUUUUUAUUGUAACUUUUUUAUUAUACUUGAGAUACGAAAUUGUUAUCGAAAGAAAACAUAACAUUUCAGUUUAAAUAUUGUAGAUUUUUAUAAACUGUAAGCAAGCACAAACGAUAUACGAAAAGAAGUAAAGCGUUUAGCUAAGCAAAAGAUCUAAAUUUUCAUAAUUUUCAGCCAAUUGUAUAAAGAACUUGAUAACCCCAAAAUUAGGACUUUACGAAUUAAUGAACUGUUUUUGUUAUUUGCUUUUGCCUUUGCUUUGUACUACGAAACUUAUUAAACAUCAGACAGAAAAAAUCCUUAAGGCGGAUAACCCUAGGCUUAAGGACUAGCAAAAAUGCAGUAAAACAAAAUAAGUACAGUAGUUUUAGAAAUAAAGAAAAAACAUAAUAUUAACAAUAAAAAGAUGUGAAUGUUGAAGUGAGAAUGAAAACAAAUCUUGUAAUAGUUUUUAAGCAUGUUUUUGUGCUCAUCAGUCGAUUUAAAAAAUUUUUUGUAGCUGUCUACAGUUUUUCGUUGAACUAUAUGUUUCUAGUAAUUAUAUAAGUACAUACAUAUAUAAACGGAUAGAUAAGAAUUGCAUUACCAAGAAAAUGGUAAAAGCAUAGCAUAUUUUUUCUGAAAAAAAUAAAUAGAUUAGCAAUGAUGACAUUAGCAAUGAUAUUGUUAGAAAGAGGAAUAUAAAUAUAAUGAAAGUGAAAACCUGAAGUCAGACAAUGAGGCUUAAAUAAAAUAAUUUUGAAGGAAUAAUACAAAAACAGAACAUGAUAAAUAAUUAAACUUUUCAACAAACAGAAUGUAGAACAUUUUUCUGAUCGAAUGAAAACAUAAAAUUAAAAUGCCCAAAUGAAAAUAAAAAUUUAAAUGUUUAAAAAUAUGAAAAGGAAACAUAUGAUUAGAAAAUUAGAAAUAAGAAGUAAUGAAAAAUAUUGAAAGAAGUACAUCAGCGAUGAUAUACCAGGUAUCUAAUUAUAAGUCUAUAGUAUUCAAUGAGUUAAUAGUUAAAUCUAAAAAGAGACAGAAAGCACUGUGUUUAAAAUGAAAGCCUAGUAUAUAUUUAUUUAUUUCAAAUUGAGGUUCUCACACCACGUCUAAUUAUGCAUUGUAUUUGUGAUUUUAUUGAAUGGAAUAUUGAUGAAUAUAUUGUGUGCUUAUGGGAUUUCAGGGGAAAUAUGAAUUUGGAUAAAUGAAAGGAUAUUUGUAUUUAUUCAAUUGAUAUUCAAACAGUCAAAAUAAGGAAACAAUUUCACACAGGCGAGAUCCUCUCAAACUCAUAUGCCACUUUCACUUAAAAAAAUAAACAUUCCUGACAAAGUCUUUGAUUUUCAUAUAUUCGAUUAUGUUAUUUAUGUUACAUACAUAUAUGAUUCUAGUUAAAAGCUUGACAUUUAAAAGCCGUUUCAAACAAUCUAUGAAUAACAUAAAAAUACCAAAUGAAAACAGAACGCCAAAAGUCUUCCUAAGCCUAAACCAAAACAAAAGUGGAGUGUAUGUUUUCUUAUGAAAUGCAAAAUCUUAUGGUUUAUUAUGAUGAACUUUAAUUUUUUAAGUCUAAAGUAAUGUAAUUUUGUUUAGACUGAAUAGCAAUUGAAACAAUAAAAGAUUUAAAAUACAUCGCAAAAUUCAGAUGCACAAUAUAAAAACAAACUUAGCUCCUACAACGAUUUACUCAAACGAGCGUUAGAGUAAGAAGUUAGCCGAAACCCGCAAAAAGAGGCAAAGAUUUUUGCAAACAUUCCAAAUGCAUAGAAAAAAAGAAUAAAUACCCAUAAAUAUUUGAAAUCAAGAGACGCCUCUACAGGGAAACUAACAAAAGGAAAAAAUGACAAAAUCACAAAUACAAAAAGUUUGUAAAUUAUUAUUUUAUAAUCCUACAAUACUUCUCACACCCUUCCAUGCUCUAUAAAUCUUCAAAGAGUGCAAUUUAAAAUUUUUAUUAUUUACCAUUGUCUUUACAACUUGCUAAUACAGCAUAAUCAAGAUUUUCAACUGUUUUAGGCAGAAACACGUUAAAUCUUAAAUUAUUGCAAACGAUCGGAAAGUAGAAAUGAAAACUAAAAUUAAAAGUUAAAUGCAAGAGUUUAUAAUGCUAGUUAUAAGAAAAAAUGGAGCAUACUAGACUAGACGCCGUCGAAAUUCAUACUUAUAUGUUGGAGAGCAUAAGAAAUAUGGAAGCGUAGAUUGUGGAAUAGUUAAAGUAGUAGAAGAGAUAUAAACUAAUAUUUAGAGACUAAGAUCAAAGUACUAGAAAUUAAGUAAUUAAGUAAGUACAUAUUAACAAGAAGCGUUGCAAAAGUUAAAGCGGGGAAUAUAUGAAAUAGAAGACAUGUUUUAUAAUUGGUAGUAACGUUUAUGCGUUCGAAUCAAUGACAAGAAUGUAAAUUCAAUGUCAAACAAAUAAUAGAAAUUUGUAGUUUUUCUGUAGUUAGAACGGGAGCAGAAUACGCACGCUAUAAACCUCGGAUUAGUUUUAAAAUUAAAAAUGCAGUCGAUUUCGUAUCGAUUGGGAAUUAGGCCAACAGAAAGAAAUUGUUGCAAAUUUUUUUUUAUUAUUUAACUCUAUGCAUAAAUGUUUGUUUUUCGUCUGAAUUUUGUUUUAGUUGCGUUUAAUAUGAUUACUUUAGUUUUUUAACUAAUUUUAAGUAGUUAAUUUAUUAUUUGACUUUUAAGAAAAUUUAAAAAACAACCAGAUAAAAUACAAAAAAUUGCAUAUUUGAGAUACACAACGCAACAUAAAUUUAAUUAAAAAUUUAUUAAUCACUUGAAAGAAAUUGUUAAGUCUACUUUUAGUUUGUAUUGCAAGAAUUAAGACUAAAUAAAAAACUCAAUGAAGAGCGCAAUUCAACUCUUGGUUUUUGUUUUUGGCUUUUAGGUUAAUAUGAAUUAACAUUUAUUUUUGGUUUCCUAAUUUUAUAUUUUUUAGAUUUGAAGUUUUUAUGUAAUCAGCUUACACCAAAUAGUUACGAACUAAAUUCUAAAUUAAUUGUAUUGCGUUUUAAACAAAGGUCAGAUGUAGUUAUAAAAAGUGUCAGGAAAAAGUAAAAUGGAAAUUCAUAAUAAAAAAAAAACAUUUUUUAAUAAGGCCAAUCUAAGAAAAUAAUAAAUAUAAUACAUAUAUAUUUUUUUGAAACUUUUUGAGAAAAACGUAAUAAAUGAGAAAAAAAUUAAUAGGAAACCAGAAUAUAUCCAAAAUUAAAAGUGCUAAUGAUGGAGGAUCUAAAUAAUUCAACAUGCUAGGCAAAUCAAUCGAUGAUCCGAAUGAUGUCAUUCCAAUGCAAUGAAGGUAAUAAUGAUUCAAGAAAUAUGCUCAUUAUGUUAAACAAACGAACAGAAACAAGAACAAAGCGAAACAUAAUAUAGGUGUAAGUAAUUUCUAAAGCUAGCAAAUGAAAAGCAGCUAUUAACAUUUAGAUACAAAAAAUAAACAAAAUUAUAGAAAAGAAAAAAAAUUUAAAAAUAAUCAGUGGUCAGCCGGGCGCAAAGUAAUGUACAUUUCGCUUGUUGCUAUUUUUAAGUUUUAAAUCAAAGUCUUUUAAAGAUCUUUAUUAAUUUUCUUGUAAGCAAGCGAUAGAACCGCGUUAAGUGCUAAUUAAGUAUAUCUGUCUUUGUAACUCUCCGCUAAAACCCUUUGAAAUCUCUAUGUAUUUUUUAAUCUAUAAUUUUUGCAUCAUUGAGAAGCUUUGCAGCAUUUUUUAUAUGCAUAUGAAAAGAAUUGAAUUAAAAACUAGCAAAAUCAGAACAAAGAAACAUAAAUUAUGAGGUUAAGAAAAAAUGCAACCACUUUGCUAAAACUUUCAAAUUUACAUGCGUACGUUUUGUGCGCUCAACUUUAAUGCUACAAAUCAUAAAUUAAUGAUAUGGAGCUGAGGAGAUAAAUAAAAAUGAUGAUUUAAUGAAAAAUUAAAAAAAA